UGCACCACAAAUUUCUAGUUACUGUUUCUGAUACCAAGCGCAACACAUCACCACAGCACCACCCACUCACUCCGACCAUGGCGUCGUGGUGGUGCCCUUCUCCCUCCGCCACCCUCGCUGUACCCACCACCGUCACCACCACCGCUCGCCGCCACUCCAUCACUUCCCAAUUUCGCAUCCAAACCCUCACAUUCCCCCCCUCUUCCUGUCGUCAUUCCACCGCUGCUCCACCUUCUCUCCGGUUUAGGGUUCCAUGCUCCAACAAAACCGCCUUGCCGGAUUCUCCGGCGCUGCCUCCGGACGAGGUGGAUUGCGUGGGAACCGGACAAGACGUGGAGUGCCUCGUGAACACGGAAAAGACAGAAUUGGAAACACUUUCGUCUUCAUCGUCGAUGCCCUGCCUCGCAGAAGCGCUGUGGGAAUGGACGGUGUUGGUUUCGCCAUUCUUUUUCUGGGGCACGGCCAUGGUGGCGAUGAAAGAGGUGCUUCCCAAAUAUGGGCCGUUUUUCGUUUCCGCUUUUCGCCUCAUUCCUGCGGGGUUUCUUCUCGUGGGUUUCGCGGCUUCGAGAGGAAAGUCUCUUCCGUCUGGUUUCAAUGCUUGGCUUUCCAUCACACUUUUCGCCCUCGUUGAUGCCACUUGCUUUCAGGGUUUUCUCGCAGAAGGAUUGCAGAGGACAUCAGCUGGUUUAGGAAGCGUUAUAAUUGAUUCACAGCCUUUGACUGUGGCUGUACUUGCGGCUUUGUUAUUUGGGGAGUCAAUUGGAGUUGUUGGAGCUGCUGGGCUUGUACUUGGUGUCAUUGGACUUGUACUACUCGAGCUACCCGCCCUAUCAUUUGAUGAAAGCAACUUCUCAUUGUGGGGAAGUGGUGAGUGGUGGAUGCUUCUUGCAGCUCAGAGUAUGGCAGUUGGCACAGUCAUGGUCCGGUGGGUUUCCAAGUACUCUGAUUCUGUCAUGGCAACUGGAUGGCAUAUGAUUCUUGGUGGUCUCCCACUUCUGGUAUUCUCAGUUCUUAACAAUGACCCUGCGGUGAGUGGGAGUCUCAAAGAGUACACUUCACCUGACAUAUUGGCACUCCUCUAUACAUCUGUUUUUGGAAGUGCUGUCAGCUAUGGCGUCUUUUACAGUGCAACUAAAGGCAGCUUGACCAAGCUCAGUUCACUCACGUUUUUAACUCCAAUGUUUGCUUCAAUUUUUGGGUUUCUCUAUCUUGGCGAGACCUUCUCUCCUGUACAACUAGUUGGGGCCUUGGUCACUGUGGCUGGAAUAUACAUGGUUAACUUCAGAAACACUGCUGAAUGAAUUAUCAUUUUUGCCUGGUUCUUUCAACCUAAUCCAAUGGUAAAAAAUUGCUCGGGGAAUUAGAUGUUUAUCAUGAACUGAAAUUGGGAACGACAGAAACAAGUUUGUACUGAGGAGGAAAAUUUGGUGAUAAACGACUUUGAGCCUUUGAGCCUUUGAGCCUUUGUAACCAUGCUAUGUAGAGUAAAUACAAUUUUGUUUGUUAGUUAAAUUAGGCUCAAGCCUCUCUUCAUAAGCUGAGGCAACAUAUACCAAAAACUUGGAAGUUACUUCGGGAGGACACAAACCUUAUAUCGGAAUAAAUUGUUUCCGUAAAGGUUUUUUUUGUUGUAUAAGAUGUUAUGACUCAACAAAAUGUACAUAUUAUGAUGACAAGUUGAUGUAUAUGAAAGAAAUAUUUUCAUAGACAA
Molecule: messenger RNA, 1711 nt
Organism: Vigna unguiculata (cowpea)
Lineage: Eukaryota; Viridiplantae; Streptophyta; Magnoliopsida; Fabales; Fabaceae
Product: nodulin MtN21 /EamA-like transporter family protein
Cellular component (GO): chloroplast; membrane
Source: RefSeq, a predicted model, not a curated record